Messenger RNA from Mesorhabditis spiculigera, 1044 nucleotides. The record is from the annotation of a GenBank genome assembly. NCBI's taxonomy places the organism in Eukaryota, Metazoa, Nematoda, Chromadorea, Rhabditida, Rhabditidae.
AUGCCGCGCCGGAGGCCGUCAUCGCUGCCCCGCGCUAAAUGGCGUUUACGUCCCCGACCAUCCGGCUAUGCUGUCAAUAGGCCACCACCGCGACCACUCAUAGACGUCUGGUCCGGGGUGGUCAGCUGGAUUUUUCGAUGCAACGUCUCCGGGUUGCGAGCUGAUUUCAGAGCCUGCAAAAGCGUGGUCGACAAGAGCGAGACGCAGGCGUUUCUGCUGAAUAUGGGGAAGAAUCGGUACAAAGAUGUGCCAUGUCUUGACGAGACGCGUGUCGUCCUCGAAGACGGCGGCAACGACUACAUCCACGCCAACUACUUUGCCACGCCGGGCGGCGACAACCGCUUCAUCUGCUGCCAGGCGCCGCUGAAGGAGACAGUCGUUGAUCAUUGGAGGAUGAUCGUGCAAGAGAAGGUGUACUCCAUCGUGAUGCUGUGCGACUACAUGGUGGACGGGAAAGAAAAGUGCUCCGAAUACAUCCCGACCACCGACAAACCGGAGAUGACCUUUGGCCCCUUUACCAUCAAACUCAUCAAGACGGCGAAGUUCAAAUGGAAACGCCAGUUCAAAGCCAUCGUCAAUACCUCGACGUUGGAGGUAUUCAAGGAUGGCAAGAGCGUGCAAGAAGUCAUCCACUACCACUGGAUCAAUCUGCCCGAGCGCGGGCUGCCCCCUGUCGAACUGGCCGCCUACGAGCUGCUCAUGGCCGCUGGCAGUGGCCCGAUCAUGGUCCACGAUUCUUCUGGCGUUGGUUGGGCGGGUGUGUUCGUGUUUUUCGCGUACGCCGUAGAUGUGGAGGAUCUGGAGAAACGCAACGAUCUCCCACGUUCUCUUCCCGCCUUAUGGAGUUUGGCGGCGGUUCGUAAGGAACGGACAGAAUUGAUCGAAACGGAGGCACAGUACGUCUACGUGCACAUGCUGCUCCUUCAACAUCUCAAGCGGGGCAAGCACCUAUCCUCCAGUGCCGUAGAAAUACUGGAGGGCGAUUUCGCGUACGAGUACGAUCUGUUUGCGAGGGAACUGCUGCGGGGCGCGCCGGACUGGAGA